Molecule: messenger RNA, 369 nt
Organism: Penicillium expansum
Lineage: Eukaryota; Fungi; Ascomycota; Eurotiomycetes; Eurotiales; Aspergillaceae
Exons: 1
Coding region: 1-369 (122 amino acids)
Source: RefSeq, a predicted model, not a curated record
AUGUCUCUCUCAUCCCCAUCCAGACCAGCAGUUUUUCCCACUGGGUUUCCUGCCGGCUGGCCGUUCAACUAUGUUGAACCUUUCCUGGUGAACACUUCAUUUUCAACCGAGAGCCUUUCCCACGUGGUUUUCUCUCGGUUGGAUAUUCACCACGGUGUCAUUGAUACCAAUAUGGUACAAAACAUCACCACUCGAGGCACUCUUUCCGGCUGGGUAGCUUUCCCCACGUGGGUUUUUCUCCUGGCCGGUUUUGACGAGGCCUCAAUUACACGACAACUCAAGACAAUCUCUUGGAAACAUGAGCGGCUCGACACUGCCGCCUGGAAAUGGAAAGAAUAUGGUGGAGGAAAUCAAAUUGGUCGAACUUGA